CAUGCUCACGCGGGUCACACGCGUCGCGGUACCCGAGUAGCAACACGGCCGGGCCGGCAGUCCGGCACACACCGACACCGACCGUCGCCUUCGCCGUUACCUCCGCCGCCGUUAUCCGUGCCCGUCUAUUAUUGUAGUGGUGUUGUCGAGGAGUGCCGACGACGAUUCCGCGUCCGCGUCGUCAGCUGUGUUUGUCUGCCGCGGCUGUCGACCCUCGCCGACGGUAUUAUUAUUACGACAAUAAUUUCUAUAGCCAUCGUCGUACACAUGAUAUUAUUGCCUGGUAAACGUAUUAUUACACUAUAGAAGUGUCGCCCGCUCGUCUUCGGUUCGUCUCGAAUUCUAGUGGUCUGCGGUUAUUCAACACCUAUUAUAUUAGUUAAUAAACGGUCGUGUGAGCACAAAGUGAGUUUUCGUAUUUACCGCAGCGGCCGAGUUUUGAAUUCUCGUUCACUGAUCGGAUCGACGACAACGAUAUUAUCAUCUUGUAAACCUGUACGCGCUUUUGAAUACCUAACUGUCAUUGCCGGCCGGAAAACCGCGGGAUUCACGUAGUGUCUACCGCACUUUGUUGGUCCAGAAUUACUCACAUCGCCCCGUCCCCGCGUGCCCGGUGCUAACCGCCGACGGCACGAAUAAUCGAAGCUUUAAGGACGUCGGCAUGCGCCCAGUGAACCGAACAGAAAAUCUGGAUUGGAUAUGAUGAUGGAAAAAAAUAAAAAUAUAUUUAUAUAUAUUGGGUUCUUUACUUGGCUAAGUAAACAUAGGCUUUUCGCAAACUUAUUAGUGUAAGAGUGAAAUUUGCUGAUUGUGUCAUUAACUCUUGAACUUGAAAUACAAUUUACAAAAUAUCUCAGCAAUCAUAUAAUGACGCCAGAAAUUCAACUGAAAAUAAUGUGGUCUGAUAAUUUUUUUAUUUGAUUUCAAGGAUUUCCAAACAAAAACUGUUAUAUUUAAUAUAUAUAUACAUAUAUAUAUGUAUUUAUAAUGUUCAAUUAAAUCUAUUUUUUUUAAUUUCCAGGAAGCAGAAGCUUUUAUUUUUGUGAUUAAAAUUUCAUAUUGGUUUCGACUUCCAUGGUGGUGGUGGGAAUUUGAUGUUUUCAGUUUGUUUCUACUUUCAAUUAUCUAUGUUUCAUCUCUUUUAAUUAAUCUUCUUUUUUUUAAAGAUGGUUAUAACUUACACAUUUACUUGUAGAAAUGAAACUUAGCUGAUAUUAUUCUAAGAGCGGGUACCUAAUGAUGGACGUAAUCUAUGAUGAACAAGGAAAUUUCGAUCAUCAGAUUUUUGUCACCUACAAAUCGCAUAUAACUUAAAUAUGAUUAUUCAAGAUAUCUUUUGCUGAUAAAUUUGAAAAUUAGAUUGGAUUAUGAUAAAGCGUUAAUAUUGCUUUUCAAAUUGAUUUAGUAGCUAAAUAAUAUUUAAUAUUAUCUGUUAUCUACCAUGAGCGUUAAUGUUGGUCUUGAAGACUCUUAUCAAAAUAGUCACAAUGGUGCUUUUCAAUCUUGUAGACCCAUUAAAGCUCUGAUGAUGUAUGUACAACGUAGAAAUUCAAUAAUGGGGACUGAAACAUGUGACAACAAUAUUAGGAUGCCCUCAAAUAGUUGGUCUGAUAGUACAUCGCAAAAUAUACAUCUCAAAUUAACAUGUCAAGAAACAUAUCUUAAGGAUACAACUACAUGGUCAGAUAUGCAAUACGAAGCGGAAGAUACAGUUAGUGAAACAAAAUAUUAUUACCCAAAAAAGAGGUUUUUGGAAAAAGCUGAAAUGGAAGCGGAUCAAAUUGAUACGGCAGAAAGAAAUUUAUCUAUCCGAAAUCAAUCUCCAACUAAUCAUUUAGGAGUAUCUACUAAGUGUUUAAAAGAGACUAUUCUGCAAUGUCGUAAUGCUUUCAAGGAUGAUCCCAAAAAGCCUAAUACUGAAGCAUCCGAGUUCCUACAGCGUACUUUUGGUGAUGUUACCAAGAAUAAUAAUAUAGACACUGAGGAAAAUAUGAAUCUCUGUGUUCAAACUGCUCAAAAUCAAAAGACUGAACCAUAUUAUCGGUCUGGGUACAAAAAAUUCACUUUAAGACGUAAUGAAGAAGACUCAAAUGACUCAAACGUUAUAGAAACUCCUACAGUGGUUGAACAGUUACCAGUUAACUUAAGUGAACAAAUUGAAGUAAAUGAACCUAGAGGAAGAAUAAAUAGGGCUUGUAAAGGAGUACGUUACCAACAAUUCAUGAACGAUACAUUAUCAAAACGUCAAAAUAAAAAAAUGGGACCAAAAAAGUUAGUAAGCACUGGUGAUACUGUUACAAAACGUCGCAAGGGUAAGAAAAAUAACGUAAAAGAAGAAAAUAAUCAAGCUCCUGACAUAAAUUCAUUACCAAUUCAAUCUCGUCGUGAAACAAGAAAUAGUGCCAAAGUAGCUGCACUACGCAAACUAAAAGAAAACACUGACGAAAUAAUUGAAGAUAAUAAAAGGAAAUUGAUUUCUGAUGAUAUAAUUAAAGAACUAGAUUCUACCUCAAUUAUGGUAGUUCCUAAAAAACGUUUCCGAACAAAUGAAAAUGACAAUAAAUAUGAAACUGCUGAGGAACAAAAAAGACUGCCAUCACCAAUAUCUUCAGAAACUAGUUCCAGUAGAUUGUCAAGUCCAGAAUCCAGCACUAGUAGUACCUCUGCACAUGUUCACUAUAAAAAGCGUGUAUCGCGAACAUUUGCUGAAAGUCAAAGUAAUACAAAUUCAACUUCGUCUGACUCCAAUGUCAACUUACAAACUUUGGCAGAUGUUGCCUUGCGAGGUAUUCCAUUUUGAUUAUCGAUUAACAAUUAUUACCAGAACUAAAAAAUUACAUACCUGAAAGUGGUUCAGUUGAAGAUUGAUAUUCUCACUGGCCAUCAUUUUUAAAUAAAAACACUACCAAUUAUUUGUUAAACAAAUUUUAGAUAAAUUGAUUUGCAAUUAGAAAUUUGUAUGAUUUAAUUCUAUUGUAAUUUGUUGGA
This is a messenger RNA of Rhopalosiphum maidis (corn leaf aphid), 2988 nucleotides long. RefSeq lists its product as uncharacterized. The record is from RefSeq and is a predicted model, not a curated record. Lineage: Eukaryota; Metazoa; Arthropoda; Insecta; Hemiptera; Aphididae. The transcript has 11 exons. The coding region runs from base 1442 to 2800 and encodes 452 amino acids.